GACUGUUGAACGAAAUUCAACAGCAACCUCACGUGCAUCAGAACAUACACGACGUGCCGACGACAUAUAAAAGGCGGUCAAUUUCGUGUUGAAAACCUCCGCCCUCCACCCCACCAGCAAAUCCUCCAGUACUCACAGUCAUGUUGUUCUUCAACCUCCUCCUCAUGGGGUUCGUCACUCUGAUUGGAGUGAUGGACGUCUUUUUCGAUCUUUCUCUUGUUGUUUACUCGAAAGCGGCAUUUGAUCUUGUUUUCGACAUCCCCAUCAUCGCCUACUUCGUUGUUCAAGGAUCUCCAUCGUUCACCGAGCCACUCGACGCCGCCCUGCAAUCCCCCUUUGACGUCUGCUCAUGGGGUAUUCCCGGUCUGCUGUCUCUCCGUCCUAUAACUCUCCCGCCGUCGACGAUCAACACCUCUCGCGAGCUUCAAGUCUACGACUCCGCUCAGUUCGCUUUGACCAUGACUGCCCCGACCGAAUGUUUGUCCGCAAAUCCACAAGAUGGUCAAGUGGGGGACGCCCCGCUUCACCUCUCUUCGGACUUCGGACCCGUUACCUCGGAACGUCGGCGUGCUAGAGCCAAUAGCGGAUUUUAUAGUAGAGGCGGAAUGUCCUACGUCAUCGCCGCCGUGUUGUUGCAAUCCGUUGUCCUCUCACUUAUGGUACGAGCGAUCUUAGGUCCGAGUGUGUACGUUCAGGAGACCACGUGCACAGCUCAGCAUGUAGCACUGGAUCCUGAACACUUGGACUCGAGUGGUACCGUCACGGAUACGCCUCAGAACAUUCCAUCUUCAGUAUCCCCACGACUUACCGCUAUUGCGCCAAACUUGUCCACUAUGCAUUCGCCUCCCACGCCGCCAUUUGUGCAGGCACAACAUGCGGCGGAGGCAGGUGCUGGAGUUUCGUCGAUGGAUGUAGAGCCUAAGAAAAAGAAGAAGCUUACCCGCCGCGGAGGACAAUGGAGAAGAAUACAACGCGCGGAGGGACAUAGGAAGAUAAGAGAAGCAGCAGAAGCAGCAGUUGCAAAUGCAACUAACAACCAGACUCCGAUACCUCGUUCGGAAACACCAUCUGAUCCUCUUAAUUUGUGGCUUAACCCAGACAUCUAGCCAGCUAGACCUGCCGACCUUCGCCAUUGUCGCUACCCUGAAGGAUUUCGGCGACCUCAACCACCAAGAGAAGUGGUGAACGCUGCCGAAAGCCCCAGUUAUACAUACUGUCUUUCAUUUCGGAAUUACCGGUACCCGUAGUGUUAGAUAUUAUUUAGUGGUCUCAUAGCCGGGGGAAAGCCACACCCGACCAAGCGCGAAGGUCGGACGUGGCCUUCGUCUGGGUAGGAGAUCACAACACGGUGUAAUAGUGUAGUGUCACCAGCCUUUGCUUGACAGACCUAGGGAUUCGAGUCGCGCCGAAUCCUGUUGGCCUGUUGGGUACUGGCAUCGGUGGCUGGUUUCGGAGGAAUGCACGAAUCCCGAACUCUGCUUACCUCUUAUCCGCCUCUUUUCCAUUUUCCUUCAUCUGCAUCAGUAGUGUUUCCCUAUCAAAUUCUUGUGUUACACCGUCUCGGACUUCCAGCAUUUUAUAGAUUCGUCGACUCGGACUUGGCCUAUAGAUAAUAUCCUUAUUGAUUGUG
Messenger RNA from Somion occarium, 1630 nucleotides. The record is from the annotation of a GenBank genome assembly. Lineage: Eukaryota; Fungi; Basidiomycota; Agaricomycetes; Polyporales; Cerrenaceae.